Messenger RNA from Siniperca chuatsi (mandarin fish), 535 nucleotides. RefSeq names its product cytochrome c oxidase subunit 6B1-like. Gene Ontology annotation, cellular component: respiratory chain complex IV; mitochondrion. The transcript is spliced from 4 exons. Lineage: Eukaryota; Metazoa; Chordata; Actinopteri; Centrarchiformes; Sinipercidae. The record is from RefSeq and is a predicted model, not a curated record. The coding region runs from base 162 to 422 and encodes 86 amino acids.
GCAGUGUCCAGCAGGUGGCGGUGUUGCCUUUUCAAACAUUACCUUAAGCGUCAUUUCUGUUUCCCGACAUGCACUGCGAACGAGCAGCCCUUCAGACCGAAGGACACCGGGGGACAACAUAAUAGCGGAAUUUCUCUGCGAAAGAUAUCCAGCAGCUGAAGAUGUCUGACCAAAUCGAUGAGAAGAUCAAGAACUACAGGACGGCUCCCUUCGACGCCCGCUUCCCAAACACCAACCAGACCCGCAACUGUUUCCAAAACUAUCUGGAUUUCCACAGAUGUAACAAAGCCCUGUCUGCCAAAGACCAGGACACGGCUCCCUGCGAUUGGUACCAGAGGGUCUACAAGAGCCUUUGCCCCAUCAGCUGGGUUCAGAAAUGGGACGAGCAGGUGGAGGCGGGAAAUUUCCCCGGAAAGAUCUGAACAGACAUUCCUCUCCAGCCCUCUAUACCUGUCUUCAUCUUAGUAUCUUAAUGUGAAGCAUCUGCUCUUUCUGUACAGAAGCAACAAAAUAAAUUAUAUAAUGUUACUGUGAA